Molecule: messenger RNA, 4101 nt
Organism: Nyctereutes procyonoides (raccoon dog)
Lineage: Eukaryota; Metazoa; Chordata; Mammalia; Carnivora; Canidae
Gene: GALNT4
Product: polypeptide N-acetylgalactosaminyltransferase 4
Exons: 1
Coding region: 207-1955 (582 amino acids)
Cellular component (GO): Golgi apparatus
Source: RefSeq, a predicted model, not a curated record
AGUUUGUGAAAAGUUGUGAGCGGAGCAGGAGGAAGCGGGGAGAGAGAAGUUGUGGCUGCGCCGGACGCCGAGGCCCGAGCGGCGAGCGGCGGCAGGUGACCCCGGCAGCGGCCCCGAGGCUCGCUCCUGCCCGAGCCCCGAGCCCCGAGCCCCAGCUCCCUCCGCGGGCCGCAGCCCCCCUGCCGGCGGCGUCCGCGCCCGUAGCCAUGAGGGUCCGGGUGGCCGCGAGGUGGACCUGGGCGCGCAAAAGCUGCCUGUUGCUGGCGCUUCUGACCGUGGCCUAUAUCCUGGUGGAGCUCUCGGCCUCCACCUUCCACGCCUCCCCAGCAGCCGACCUCGCCCGGGAGCGGGGCCCCAGGCAGCUCGCAGAGCCCCGGCCAAAGGCAGAGGGGUUGUCCCGACCGCUGUACGAGAAGCCCCCGGCGGACUCCCACGCGCUCGGGGAGUGGGGGAAGGCCAGCAAACUGCAGCUCAGCGAGGGUGAAUUGAAGCAGCAAGAAGAACUUAUUGAGAGAUAUGCCAUUAACAUCUAUCUCAGUGACAGGAUUUCCCUGCACCGCCACAUAGAGGAUAAGAGAAUGUACGAGUGCAAAGCCAAGACGUUCGACUACCGGCGCCUCCCCACCACCUCCGUUAUCAUCGCUUUCUAUAAUGAAGCCUGGUCGACCCUGCUCCGCACCAUCCACAGUGUCUUAGAGACCUCUCCGGCAGUGCUUUUGAAGGAGAUCAUCCUGGUGGAUGACUUGAGCGACCGAGCUUAUUUGAAGACGCAGCUCGAAACUUACAUCAGCGACCUCGACAGAGUCCGCCUGAUUAGAACAAGUAAGCGCGAGGGGCUGGUGAGAGCCCGCCUCAUUGGGGCCACUUUCGCCACUGGGGACGUCCUCACUUUCCUGGAUUGUCACUGUGAGUGUAACUCUGGCUGGUUAGAACCACUCUUGGAAAGAAUUAGUGAAGACGAAACAGCAGUCGUUUGUCCUGUUAUAGACACCAUCGAUUGGAAUACUUUUGAAUUUUAUAUGCAGACCGGGGAGCCCAUGAUUGGGGGGUUUGACUGGCGCUUAACCUUCCAAUGGCACUCUGUCCCCAAACAUGAGAGGGACAGACGGAAAUCGAGAAUUGACCCCAUCAGAUCGCCCACCAUGGCUGGAGGACUGUUUGCCGUCAGCAAGAAAUAUUUUCACUACCUUGGAACUUACGACACUGGAAUGGAAGUGUGGGGAGGUGAAAACCUUGAGCUAUCUUUUAGGGUGUGGCAGUGUGGCGGGAAAUUGGAGAUCCACCCGUGUUCCCAUGUGGGCCAUGUGUUCCCCAAGCGGGCACCAUAUGCUCGGCCCAAUUUCCUCCAGAAUACUGCCCGGGCAGCGGAAGUGUGGAUGGAUGAGUACAAAGAGCAUUUCUACAACCGAAACCCUCCAGCGAGGAAAGAAGCUUAUGGUGAUAUUUCUGAAAGGAAAUUACUACGAGAGCGGCUGAAGUGCAAGAGCUUUGACUGGUAUUUGAAAAACGUAUUUCCUAAUUUACACGUCCCAGAGGAUAGGCCAGGCUGGCAUGGAGCUAUUCGCAGUAUGGGAAUCUCUUCUGAGUGUUUAGAUUAUAAUUCUCCCGACAACAACCCGACAGGUGCCAACCUUUCGCUCUUUGGAUGCCACGGUCAAGGAGGCAAUCAAUUCUUUGAAUAUACUUCAAACAAAGAGAUAAGGUUUAACUCUGUGACAGAGUUAUGUGCAGAGGUUCCUGAGCAAAAAAAAUACGUAGGGAUGCAAAAUUGUCCAAAAGACGGGUUCCCUGUUCCAGCAAACAUUGUUUGGCAUUUUAGAGAGGACGGGACCAUUUUUCAUCCACACUCAGGGCUGUGUCUUAGUGCCUUCCGGACACCUGAGGGUCGAUCUGAUGUUCAGAUGAGAACUUGUGAUGCUCUAGAUAAAAAUCAAAUCUGGAAGUUUGAGAAAUAGAAGAGCAUAAUAUUAUGCACUUUCUUUCUGAGCUGACCAUAGCUUCAAGAAAGUCAAAGAGCCUUUAAAGAAUCUCAGUGAAGAUUGUAUUUUAUCAGAAAUCACUCACUGGUCAUCUGCGAGAGCUCUGUGAAAGCUGUUUCAUUUUGGUAUAGAACACUGAAAGUGGGUGCCUAGAGAGCUGCUGUUUAAUAUUUCAAAGUGCCUUACUCAUACGUUGUUUUAUUUAAGAGCUUUGUCAGUAUGGUUUCUUCUCCUUAAAGAAGUUGACUGUGAAUUGAGAUACACAAAACAUUUAAGCGCCAGACUUGAUACUAAAGAAUGUAAAAGUCUAAGCAGAAUGAAGGAUGAUUUAUGUUGACGAGUAAGUUUGUUUGCCCAUCCCUUUAAAAACAAAACUCGCAAAUGGCGUGGUUUGAGCUAUUGCUGUUUUGGUUGUAUAUAGGAUUUGAAUUUCUUUUAGCCAACACAUUACAUUUUAGGUGUUAUUUCUUUAAUUUUAAUUUUCCUUUAAUCAACGAGAAAUCAAAGAAAGUUGAUCUUAAGGAAAAAAGUUUAGAUGUAUGUUUCAUUGGAAGAGGGCAUUAAUUUGAAUGUGAGUUCGGAUGUCUUUUUAACAUGCAGACAUCUCGGAAAAAAGUACACCCGCAUCUGAAUGAAACGGGGCGAUAUUUACAUUCCACACUCGGUGAGCUAUUACACUUCACUGAUCUGUAUUGAUACCUCAUAUUGCUCUGAAUUUGUAAGCUGUUCUCUCUGUGAACUCUUUUUGUGUGUGGGGGUCAUUUUCUGGUUGCACUUCCUUAAGUUAUGAAUGUCCUGGAGAGGGACUCAUUCACAACAUUGUGCUUCCCUUUGUUAAUGCUUAAUUGUUUAAAGUAAACACAGUUGUUGGCUCUCUGAAGUUAAACCCAACUGUGUUUACUGAAAUGUGUGAAACUGAAAGUGGGCCCCAAGCUACAAAGGCUGUGGGAUUCUUCGAGUCAUUCUUCCUGAUGAGGAAGGAUUUAUCAUAAACCAAGGAGAAAGACUGCCUGGGCACUGGUGAAUAAUGCUGCCUUGCAGCCUGUUUUCAGCACCAAGCCGGGCACUCAGGCAGCUUUCAGAAAGUGGGUGCAUGAAUGAAUGAUGAAUGAAUCAAUGAAUGAAUGAAUAGCUCAGCCGUGGUCCUUUCAUGAUUUUGGUCCUGUCAUUUGACCAAAAGACUCUGUUUGGGUUUUAGUUUUCUCAUCUGUAAAACGUGGGUGCUGGAUUAGAUCUCAGAGAUCCCUUCCAGCUCUGAAAUGUUGUGAUUACAUAUUAAAAUCAAUCUUGCAGUCUUUAUAACACUUUUUAUGUCUUCACUUUUAACACCAAUAAUGUGGGGCAACUUUCAGUCCAGUUAUGAAGCUGGAAAAGAGGGAGUUUUAAAAUUAAGUGAGCUGAGGGGCACCUGGGUGGCUCAGUUGGUUAAGGGCCCGGCUCUUGAUUUUAGCUCAGGUCAUGAUCUCUGGAGUCAUGGGAUUGAGCCCCACAUCUGUGGGCUCUGUGCUAAGGGGGGGCACCCACAUGAGAUCCUCUCCUUCCCUCUGCCCCUCCCCACUCUCUCUCUCUCUCUCUUUCUUUCGAAUGAGUAAAUCUCUAAACAAAAAUUAAGUGAGCUGAGCUCAACUGAAGUGGUUUAGUUUGAAUUGAGUGGAAAGUUGUGGUCAGUGUUUGUAUUCGUUUUAUUUUGACAGUCGUUGAACCAAUUUUGUUUUUAUCUUUACCCUUUCAAACUCUAAAAGUAAUCUUUUGGCCUAAGAAUAUAAAUACUUUCCAAAACAAAUGAUCCCUUUAAAUUGCUGUUUUAAUCAUAUUUUUAAAAGAGCACAAAAAAUGUUGGGGUUCAGAUUAAUCUCUUUCGAACAAUGGAUUUUUUUUCCUGUAUGAUGAGCAGUUUCCAUCCUCUUUUCUCCCUUUGUUAAUGGUUUUUGCAAUAUUGAUUAAGACAUAAAAUAAAAUGUGUGGCUAAUUAUUUUUGCAAAUGGAUUCUAAUGAUUUUAGUCUGUGGGGUCAUUGUUUCUAUUGUGCACAUUUGUUGAUGGUAACAGAGGUGAGUUGAGUUUGUAAUUAUUUUGCUUGUUUGAAAAUAUGGACAAAAUAUUAAAAAGUAAAAGUUCCUGCA